AGCGCGAGAGAGAGAGAGACAUAGAACAAGGGAGAGAGAAGAGAGAGAGGAGAGCAGAGCGGGAUAUAGAGAGAUACUUGGAGUGUGAUGGUUCGCACUCCUAUCUAGACAGUUAGGCAGGGAGGAAGCGCAACAGAGAGUUGGUGAGGUGAGUAUUCACAAACAUGUCCAUAUGGAUGGAUAAGAAAAAAAGGGGGACAAACGGAGAAGAAAAAACUCACCAACAUCCCUGUCAGGACUAAUCUCUGUGGACUUCUUCUCUGUCUGGGAGGGAAAGAACAUCUGUCAGUUGUGUGACCGUUGUAUGUUCAUCAAUAUUCAAUCCCAAUUCUUGGAUUGCUGCUGGAGGGAGCAGAAUAUAAACCAGCUGUUUCAAUCGGUCGACCUAGAUUGUUGCAGAGCUGCAAGGAGAGGGGACAGCGUGGUGUAUGGACCAGCUCCAAAGCAUCAGUGUUUACCCUGCAUGGUGAGCUCUGCUGUGUUUUGAUGGGGCACUUUACUUAUUGGUUUGAUUUACAACACUAAGGUCACUGAGACAGAAAGAUGUGGCAUUGAAGGACAGACAGAUAAUGUAUGCAACUCCUGCUACCUAAAGACCAAUUCUUGUCUGGGAUCUUUUUGCAAAUCUACCGCAGGCUCUCUGAUGAACUCACUCAUACUGUACUACCUCAUGAGGAUGACCUUCUCCUGAAUCGCUGAGUCAACCCCCCUUCCAUGCACAUAAAAACUGGUGAUCACAAAUGUCUCAGUGAUCACAUGUCAUGGUGAUUGGACACACAUGGACUAAUAAUCUGCUCUACUCACGCCAUCUCCAUUGAGGAUUGAGCAUGUCGAGGGGCAAACUGGAGACCUGUGCUCGAUUUUCAUGUCAAUGGCAGCUGGAACCAGGUGUACAGAGACUGGAGUAAAGUGGAAAGUGAAGGCCUGUUCCAUUAGCGCUCCCAGCGGGGACAUGUGCCUAUACUCUGCCUGGACACACUGACCUCUCCUGGAAAGAUUCUGGACAUUACUAUGGUGUACACUAAAGAAUAUACACGGCCGGCUGACAAACUCUGCCUCUUGGAGUACAAGCUAAUGGAUGUAACUGUUUUUUUGUAUUUACAGAUCUGACUCUCUUUUCACGGAGGACAAAUAAGCAAAAAGCAAGGAUUUGGAUCAUUGUACUAUGAGCAGUACAUUCCAGCCCUGCACAGGGGAAAGAGUCUGUGUUUCUUUGUUUUCUUGGUUGGAUGGGUCUCUCCUGCCUGGGAAUAUCAUGAGAUUAUAAACAGGAGGUGGCCCCGACAUCUUAUCCCUGUUCCACUCAUCCAUCAGCGCUCCCAACAUCGCCAAAGAAAACGGACCAGAGAUCGUAGAAAAAGUCUGGAGAGGACAUUAGCGUUAGAAUUAUUCUCUAAAAUCCACUGGGUGCAGGUGGCUGAUUCUUUAGCUUUCUUACCAUUAAGGUUGUGAAAAAAAGCUGGCAGCCCAUAGACAGUCUUUAGCGAGACGGACAGGUGCUUUUCUGGCUGUCAGCCUCUCUGGGAGGGACUAGCAGUGAAAGGAAAAGCCUCGCUGGGGGGGCUCUGCUGGAGCGGAAACACUUUUCCACUGGCUAUGUUUAGAUGUGAUGCUUGUCUCUGUGGAUACAACAUGGACUCUAUGGCCUGAUUACGCAGCCUUGGUAUUCAGAUAGUGCUGGAGGGAAGGGAUAAUGCAUAUCCUUCCCUGCCCGAAACAAGAAGCCACCAUGAGCAACGUUACGGUCACCGACAACACUGAACCCAUCAGUCGCACCAUGAGUCCGGCAACCCCCAGCCCAAAUCCCUAUCCUGUCAGUUUCCAGGUCUCCCUGACUGGCUUCCUCAUGCUGGAAAUCCUCCUGGGAAUGAGCUCUAACCUCACUGUGCUUGCCCUCUACUGUAUGAAGUCGAACCUCAUUAGUUCUGUCAGUAACAUCGUUACUAUGAACCUCCAUGUGUUGGAUGUGCUAGUUUGUGUGUGCUGCAUCCCCCUCACAAUUGUGGUGGUGCUGCUCUCCUUGGAGGGAGACACUGCCCUCGUCUGCUGCUUCCAUGAAGCCUGCGUCUCCUUUGCUAGUGUCGCCACUGCUGCUAAUGUGCUUGCCAUCACCCUUGAUCGCUACGACAUCUCGGUCAAACCAGCCAACAGGGUGCUGACAAUGGGCCGUGCCCUGACCCUGCUGGCUGCCAUUUGGGUACUAUCCUUUGUUAGUUUCCUCGUCCCCUUUAUUGAGGUGGGCUUCUUCGCCCAGGGCCAUGCUGAUCUGAACCAGACAGUGGUGGAGAAUGUGGUCCACACUAACCAGUACUAUACAGAACUCGGCCUCUAUUACCACCUGCUUGCUCAGAUUCCUAUUUUCUUCUUUACUGUCGUUGUCAUGCUCAUCACCUACUCAAAGAUCCUGCAGGCACUCAAUAUUCGCAUUGGCACGCGUUUCCACGCUUCACAGAAGAAGAAGGCUCGCAGGAAAAAGCGGCCAUCCAUGACAGCCAUGACAACGCAGCAAGAGGCCACAGAUGCAUCCCAGAGCAGUCGCAACCCCACACUGGGAAUGCGUACUUCUGUCUCGGUCAUCAUCGCCCUGCGUAGGGCUGUUAAGCGCCACAGAGAAAGGCGAGAGCGCCAAAAGAGGGUUUUCAGGAUGUCCCUACUGAUUGUUUCUACCUUCCUGCUGUGCUGGACGCCCAUCACAGUGCUCAACACAGUUAUCCUGAGUGUGGGCCCCAGUGACCUAAUGGUCAAGUUGAGACUGGGCUUCCUGGUCAUGGCUUAUGGGACCACUAUCUUUCACCCUCUACUCUAUGCCUUUACUAGGCAGAAGUUUCAGAAAGUCUUGAAAAGCAAGAUGAAGAAGCGAGUGGUGUCGAUCAUUGAGGCAGAUCCUACCCCUAAUAAUGCCAUUAUCCACAACUCCUGGAUCGACCCAAAGAGGAACAAAAAGGUGACAUUUGAGGACAAAGAUGCCCGACAAAAAUGUCUGUCUUCUGAGGACGUGGAAUGAAAGAACUCCUCAUCUUUAAGGUCUACAGUCAAUAAAAGCAGCUAAAACUGACAUCAGGUCAUGAUGAAAAAGGGAAAAUGUUAAUCCAAAGCAGUAAUGUAAAUAUGUUCAAUAGAAUGUACAAAAUCAAGAGGUGGAUAAUUUAUUACUAUUUAUUGAGAACAAAUGUAGGUUUCAUAUAUACAUCAUAUACUGUACUGUAGAUAUUGCAUGGCUUUUUGUAAAGGUAGCAACAUACAGUGCAUUGUGUACAUACAUAAUAUAUGUACAGCAUAGGGUAUAUAAAUAGAAAGAGAGAAGUAGGAAUUAUAUAUAUAUAUAUAUA
This is a messenger RNA of Sander lucioperca (pikeperch), 3329 nucleotides long. RefSeq names its product G-protein coupled receptor 22-like. The transcript is spliced from 3 exons. Bases 1694 to 3004 code for a protein of 436 amino acids. Gene Ontology annotation, cellular component: membrane. NCBI's taxonomy places the organism in Eukaryota, Metazoa, Chordata, Actinopteri, Perciformes, Percidae. Gene Ontology annotation, biological process: G protein-coupled receptor signaling pathway. Gene Ontology annotation, molecular function: peptide binding; G protein-coupled receptor activity. The record is from RefSeq and is a predicted model, not a curated record.